This is a messenger RNA of Lacerta agilis (Sand lizard), 1000 nucleotides long. It is a transcript of the gene RWDD1, whose product is annotated as RWD domain containing 1. Bases 106 to 828 code for a protein of 240 amino acids. Gene Ontology annotation, biological process: cytoplasmic translation. Gene Ontology annotation, molecular function: protein binding. Lineage: Eukaryota; Metazoa; Chordata; Lepidosauria; Squamata; Lacertidae. The transcript is spliced from 7 exons. The record is from RefSeq and is a predicted model, not a curated record.
GCCUCCCUUGGCUCUCUCCUGCGCCUGCCGACUUCCUUUCUCCUCCUGCUCUGCCGGCGGAGGCGCUUGCGGGCCGGAGGGUUCCAUGGCCGGCCGCGGGGGGCCAUGACGGACUACGCGGAGGAGCAGCGCAACGAGCUCGAGGCGCUCGAGUCCAUUUACCCGGACUCCUUUACAGUGUUAUCAGAAAAGCCAAUAAGUUUCACUAUCACUGUGACAUCUGAAGCAGGAGAAAAUGACGAAACUGUCCAGGCAACCCUCAAAUUCACAUAUGCAGAGCGCUAUCCUGAUGAAGCCCCCCUCUAUGAACUACUCUCUCAAGAGAAUCUUGAGGACAUUGACAUCACAGACAUACUGAAAUUACUGCGGGAACAGGCAGACGAGAACCUGGGCAUGGUAAUGAUCUUCACACUAGUAUCGGCUGUGCAAGAGAAAUUAAAUGAAAUAGUAGAUCAGAUAAAAACAAGGAGGGAAGAGGAAAAUAAACAGAAGGAGAAAGAGGCAGAGGAAGCAGAAAAGCAAUGUUUCCAUGGCACCCCAGUCACCAUUGAAACUUUUCUAAGCUGGAAAGCAAAAUUUGAUUUAGAGAUGCUAGAAUUUAAAAGAAAGAAAGUGAAAGAGGAAGAACAGUCUGGCAAAAAUAAGCUAACAGGGAAACAGCUGUUUGAAACAGAUCAUAAUCUUGACACAUCUGAUAUUCAGUUCUUGGAAGAAGCUGGAAACAGUGUGGAAGUAGAUGAAUCCCUGUUCCAGGAAAUGGAUGAUUUGGAGUUGGAGGAUGAAGAAGAUGAUCCUGACUAUAACCCUGCCCAUCUGGAGAGUGACUAGAUGGAAAUUGUUGUACUGGCUUUACUGAUCAACCUGUGUGAACAUUUGUACAGAGAGACACCCGCAUAUGUUUUGGUUCCCCUUUUACUUAAGACAAAAGUAUUUUAAUUUCAAGAGGCCACCUUCUCUGACAUCUUUCAUCACAGAUAAUAAAUUGACUUCAGGUGUUUGA